Plenodomus lingam JN3 is the source of this 528-nucleotide messenger RNA. RefSeq lists its product as uncharacterized. Lineage: Eukaryota; Fungi; Ascomycota; Dothideomycetes; Pleosporales; Leptosphaeriaceae. Gene Ontology annotation, cellular component: endoplasmic reticulum. The record is from RefSeq and is a predicted model, not a curated record.
AUGGCGACUUCGAUUUUUCAGAGAAAGCGCGACUUUGCGUAUCUUGUAUUCUUCAUUAUACAUCUUCCUGUGAUGCUGGCAUUCGACCUGACGGGCUUCUACCCAGCCAACCUAAAACCCCAGUGGAUGACCACGAUUCGCGAAUUCUACAUCACAACAUACGGCGAUCGCUUCUUCUACAAUCCACCCGCAUACUUCCCCACCCUCCUCACUCUAGAACUAAUCUACCACCUCCCCCUCACCCUCUGGGCCAUCCCCGCUCUCCUCCGCAACUCCCCGCACAUCCCUCUCGCACUCCUCGUGUUCGGUCUCGAGACCAGCAUCACGACGCUAGUUUGCAUGGCCGACAUGUUAAGCUGGGAGGAAUUGAGUAGUAUGCAGAGGGGUUUACAGGGGCUGGGGGCUAUGUAUGGUGGGUAUCUUAUUUUUGGACUCCUCAUGACCCUCGACUGCUACGCAAGAUUACACCACAUCAUCACCACAUCACAGCAUCAACACGCCCUGUCCAGCAAGACCAAGACGAUUUAA